This is a messenger RNA of Dictyostelium purpureum, 1581 nucleotides long. RefSeq lists its product as uncharacterized. Gene Ontology annotation, molecular function: dolichyl pyrophosphate Man9GlcNAc2 alpha-1,3-glucosyltransferase activity. Gene Ontology annotation, biological process: protein N-linked glycosylation. The transcript is spliced from 5 exons. The coding region runs from base 1 to 1581 and encodes 526 amino acids. Gene Ontology annotation, cellular component: endoplasmic reticulum membrane. NCBI's taxonomy places the organism in Eukaryota, Evosea, Eumycetozoa, Dictyosteliales, Dictyosteliaceae. The record is from RefSeq and is a predicted model, not a curated record.
AUGUUACUAAAAACAAAAUCACUAAGUACAAAUGUAAAGAUAUCAUUAUUUUUAUUAAUGAUAGUGGUUUCGUUACUUGCAAGAUAUUUAGUUUCAUUAAAUAGCUAUUCAGGUCAAGGUAAACCACCAAUGUUUGGUGAUUAUGAAGCCCAAAGACAUUGGAUGGAGAUCACAACCAAAUUAGAUGUACAUGAGUGGUACUUUAAUACCACUGAUAACAAUUUAUUAUAUUGGGGUUUAGACUAUCCACCUUUAACAGCCUAUCUUAGUUGGGUAUAUGGUAAAAUAGGAGAAAUCGUUGAACCUGCAUCAAUGGAAUUAUAUACUUCAAGAGGUUAUGAAACACCCACAAGCAAAUUAUUUAUGAGAGCAACUGUUAUAGUAUCAGACUUAAUUAUUUGGAUUCCUUCAGUUUGGUUUUUUGUAACAUCAUUUUAUAAAGAUAAAACCAUCACCCAAAAAAUUGGUGCAUUUUUAUUUAUAUCACUUCAACCAGGAUUACUUUUAAUAGAUCAUGGACACUUUCAGUAUAAUGGAGUUAGUUUAGGUUUAGCAUUAUUCGCAAUUACAUUCAUUAUUAGAGAUCAACAACUUUUAGCUAGCAUUUUCUUUGUACUCUCAUUAAACUAUAAGCAAAUGUCUUUAUAUUACGCACCAGCAUUCUUUUUCUAUUUAUUAUUUUCAAAUUUAGAAUUUAGUUUUUCAAAAUUAUUUUCUUCAUUUUUUAAAAUUUUAAAAAUUGGUUUAGUUGUUAUUGCAACUUUUAUAAUCUGCUGGAUACCAUUUUUAUCAAUCGAGCAAGCAUCACAGGUUUUAUUUAGAUUAUUCCCAUUCUCCAGAGGUUUGUUUGAAGAUAAAGUAGCAAACUUUUGGUGUUUUAUUUCAGUAUUUAUAAAUAUGAAAAAACUAUUUUCUACAGAAGUUUUAAUUAAAUUAUGUUUAAUUUUAACCUUAGCUACAAUGAUACCAUUAUUUAUUAAUUUAUUUAAGAAUAAAAAUAGUAAAUUUAUAUUUUUAUAUUCAUUAAUUAAUAGUUCAUUUUCAUUCUUUUUAUUUUCAUUCCAAGUACACGAAAAGACCAUAUUAUUACCAUUAUUACCCGUAUCAUUGUUAAUUUUACAUCAUCCAAAUACAGUGUGGUGGUUUAGUGUAAUUUCAACAUUCAGUAUGUUCCCAUUAUUAUUUAAAGAUGGUUUAAUAAUUCCAUACAUCUCCAUAAUGGUUUUCUUUAUUGUAUUUGGUUAUCAAUAUAAAAAUGAAAUUUUAAAAUCAUUUAAUAAUUUAAAUGAUCCAAAAACCACAUCAAAUAAGACAAUGGCAUCAUCAAAAUCAAUUACAUCGAUUAUCUCAAGCUUAUUAAAAAUCAACGUUGAACAAUACUCAAAAUACUGGUAUGCUUUAAACAUUGUUGGUAUGAUCGUUUGCCACCUUCUCUAUCAAUUUGUACCACAACCUUCUGGAUUACCAGCUCUUUGGCUCUUAUUAGUUUGUAAUUUUUCUUUUAUUCACUUCACUUUAACUUUAUUAGAUUUUAUCAUUAGAAUGUUUACAUUCAAUCCAACCAAAGUUAAAACAUUUUAA